AUUGAGGCGAUUGAUGCUUUGAGUGAUUUUUGAGAGGGGUUGUUCCUUUGAAGUGUUUUUGGAAGCAGGCUAGCUGUGCGUAGCUGCUCUUCAUCAAACUUCAAAAGCUUUAUCCUAACAAUCAAAUCAAACCUGAUCAAGCAAAACCAGACAAUAUAACCAAGGGUUGUGUGCAAUUAACAAUUUUGUUUUAACUUACAUUGGCUCUACUUCAAUAUCAUGCGGCAAUGCAAACUUCGUUCAGUUCUGUGCUUUAUUCUUUCGCAUGCGAUCAGGUUUUUAGAUUGGUAUCAUUGUCUUAUUUCCCAAUUUUCUCCUUUCAGGCUAGGAGGAGACGUGGUCGAACGCCCACUCCAGGCAGAUAUCUUGGUGCGAGGACCUUCCAUUCUCGACGUCGGUCUCCAAGUGAUUCGCGCUGUUACAGAUCACCAAGCUAUACAUGUGAGAGAGAUAGAUCCUACUCCCCGUACUAUAGGCGGUACAGGUCAUACUCAGGGUCAAGAUCACCAUACUACAGGCGUGGCAGUGUCUCACCUGUCAAUGAGACAUCGUUCUUACUCUCGUGAUUCGAGGUCAUACUCCCCUGUGCGCCGGCACUACUACAGGUCGGACUCCCGGAGUAUCUCCCCAAGAGUCUCCUACUCCCCUGUCCGCAGGAGCCGCUACAGGUCAGACUCUCGGAGUAUCUCCCCAAGAGUCCAGAGACAUUCAAGGAGUGUUUCUCCCGGAGGAAGAAAUAAGAGCUAUUCUCGCAGCAUUUCACCAAGGCCAAUAAGGAGAACUUCAAGGAGAAGCUAUUCCAGGAGUUACUCUCCAAAACCCAGACAUUCACGGAGGAUGAGCUAUUCCAGAAGUUAUUCUCCCCGGAUGAGGCGAUCGAAGAGGAGCAGAUCGCGUGAUGCUUCACCCCAAAGAAAUAAGAGCAGCAGGAGAUACUCCCGGGAAAGUUAUUCCCAUAGUCGCAGCGUGGGUUCUUUGUCCAAGUCUGUCUCAAGUUCUCCCUCAAGGUCUGGCUGAGAAGAACCAGUGGGCGCAUUGGCUCAACCCUUAAAAUAGUUUCAGCACCUGUUAUGUAAUAGACUGCAUUAUAAUUUAGAUGAUACUUGUUUGUUGUUAUAAACUUGUUGAACUUCGUUAUGGUGUGAUGGGAAGUGGUUUCAUUUU
Dioscorea cayenensis subsp. rotundata (Guinea yam) is the source of this 1164-nucleotide messenger RNA. Its product is annotated as serine/arginine-rich splicing factor SR45a. The transcript has 2 exons. Lineage: Eukaryota; Viridiplantae; Streptophyta; Magnoliopsida; Dioscoreales; Dioscoreaceae. Gene Ontology annotation, biological process: positive regulation of mRNA splicing, via spliceosome. The record is from RefSeq and is a predicted model, not a curated record. Gene Ontology annotation, molecular function: RNA binding. Gene Ontology annotation, cellular component: spliceosomal complex. Bases 220 to 1017 code for a protein of 265 amino acids.